Messenger RNA from Pestalotiopsis fici W106-1, 777 nucleotides. RefSeq lists its product as uncharacterized. The transcript has a single exon. The record is from RefSeq and is a predicted model, not a curated record. Gene Ontology annotation, molecular function: hydrolase activity. Lineage: Eukaryota; Fungi; Ascomycota; Sordariomycetes; Amphisphaeriales; Sporocadaceae. Bases 1 to 777 code for a protein of 258 amino acids.
AUGACCAAGGAGAUGAUUGUGGCCGAGGUCGCAGAAUACUUUCAUGCAGCUGGUUUUACCGUCCUGAGCUACGAUCCUCGCUGCAUCGGCGCAAGUGACGGCACUCCACGGAACGAAAUCCAACCUACCCGUAACAUGGAGGAUUAUCACGAUGCUCUAACCUUCAUGAGAGGUAAUCCUCAUGUCGAUCCAUCACGGAUCAGCUUCUGGGGAUAUUCCUACAGCGCCAUGAUUGCUCUUUGUGCUGCAGCACUUGACAAGCGAGUCAAAGCAGUUAUUGCCGUGGCACCGCUGACAAUCUGGGAGUUUUCGAAAUGGGGCAAAGUCUUAUCCAAGGCUAUGAAAGAUAGGGAAUCUUGCCUGGCUGGGAACCAGCCGGUAUAUGUUCCCAUGCUGACCGAAGAAGGUGAAAACCCCGCGGGAUUCGGUACAGGUUUCGCAGACGAGGACAUAUACAGCAUGAUUGAAAGAGCUGCCAGAAUCGAGCCCAACUUCGUACCGCAGACCACUCUGCGAAGCUAUUACCACAUUGCGGCAUUCAAGCCAUUCGGAAUAAUGCCAUUUGUGUCUCCGACUCCAGUCAUGGUUGUGACUCCUGAGCACGACGUUAUUUCACCGGUCAAACUGCAGACAACAAUGAUUUACGACGUGCUACAAGAGCCAAAGCAGAGGCUUCUUGUAAGCGAUAGAGGGCACAUGAAUGUUCUCAGCGGGCAUGGAUCGGCCGUGGCUCUUGACGCCCAAAUUGAGUUUCUGCGUCAGACGUUUCAUGCCUAG